AUGCAUGCCGGGACUUGUAGUCCCCGAGCUGCGCAGGGCGAGCUGCGGGCGCAGGGACGGACUACAUCUCCCAGAGGCCUUUGGGGCGGGGCGGGGCGCGCAAAGCCCCCCGGGGCUGAGGGGUCUUAUACGCCGAGCGCCAGCGCCUUGGCCUGUCCCCGCUUUCGUCUGGCCUCGGGCGGCCUGGUAUCUCGAGCUCCUGAGCCCCCUGCCAGUUGUGUCUGGUAGACCCUGAAGGAGCCUUCCCUGCCCUCCUUUCUUGACCGAGUACCAGGGGCUUGAGGUCCAGGAGAAGCAGCCACGAUGUCUAAUGAGCCGCCACCCUCCUUACCCGGGGCACCCACGGCCCCACUCCUGGAGGAGAAGAGUGGAGCCCCGCCUGCCCCAGGCCGCGCCUCCCCAGCUGUGCCGCCACCUCCCCCGGGCAUGUCUCUGCCCCCAGAAGAUGGCCCCCCACCCUACGAGCCACCAGGUCACCCAAUGCCUCAGCCCGGCUUUGUCCCCCCCCACGUGAAUGCAGAUGGCACUUACAUGCCUCCAGGUUUCUACCCCCCUCCAGGCCCCCACCCACCCAUGGGCUACUACCCACCAGGCCCCUACCCAUCGGGGCCCUACCCUGGCCCAGGGGGCCACACGGCCACGGUCCUGGUCCCUUCGGGGGCUGCCACCACAGUGACAGUGCUGCAGGGUGAGAUCUUCGAAGGCGCACCUGUGCAGACAGUGUGUCCCCACUGCCAGCAAGCCAUCACCACCAAGAUCUCUUACGAGAUCGGCCUCAUGAACUUCGUGCUGGGCUUCUUCUGCUGCUUCAUGGGAUGUGAUCUGGGCUGCUGCUUGAUCCCCUGUCUGAUCAACGACUUCAAGGACGUGACCCACACGUGCCCCAACUGCAAAGCCUACAUCUAUACGUACAAGCGCCUGUGCUAACGGAGCCAAGACUCGGACUCCCGCCUGCCUGGUCCCUGUGCUUUGCUCCCUGCUCCCACUGGGGUUGGAAGAGUUUCACCGUCCCCAGGAAGUCAUGUGUUCUCUUUGCCUCGCCCUUCCCUGUGCAUCGUCUCUUCUGGCAAAAAAUUCUGUCGGAUUGAAGGCUAAGGGUCA
Messenger RNA from Choloepus didactylus (southern two-toed sloth), 1101 nucleotides. RefSeq names its product cell death inducing p53 target 1 (gene CDIP1). Gene Ontology annotation, biological process: tumor necrosis factor-mediated signaling pathway; intrinsic apoptotic signaling pathway in response to DNA damage by p53 class mediator. The record is from RefSeq and is a predicted model, not a curated record. Gene Ontology annotation, molecular function: zinc ion binding. Lineage: Eukaryota; Metazoa; Chordata; Mammalia; Pilosa; Megalonychidae.